CCUGGCCGCAGCCCGGCGCCCCCCGCGGCCCCCGCGGCCCCCGCGGCCCGGGGCGCCCUCCGCCGGCCGGGAGAUGGCAGCGAGGCGGCGCUGAGCCCCGCGCCCUCGCCAUGCAGAAGAGCGUGCGCUACAACGAGGGGCACGCCCUGCACCUGGCCUUCCUGGCCCGCAAGGAGGGCACCAAGCGCGGCUUCCUGAGCAAGAGGGCGGCCGAGGCGAGCCGCUGGCACGAGAAGUGGUUCGCCCUCUACCAGAAUGUGCUCUUCUACUUCGAGGGCGAGCAGAGCGGCCGCCCGGCGGGCAUGUACCUCCUGGAGGGCUGCAGCUGCGAGCGCACGCCCGCGCCGCCCCGGGCCGGGGUCGGGCCGCCCGGCGCCCGGGACGCGCUGGACAAGCAGUACUACUUUACUGUUCUUUUUGGCCAUGAAGGUCAGAAACCUCUGGAGCUGCGCUGUGAGGAGGAGCAGGACGGUAAAGAGUGGAUGGAGGCCAUUCACCAAGCCAGUUAUGCAGACAUUUUGAUUGAGAGGGAAGUGUUAAUGCAGAAGUACAUUCAUCUAGUUCAGAUCGUAGAGACAGAAAAAAUUGCAGCUAACCAGCUCCGGCAUCAACUUGAAGAUCAAGAUACAGAAAUUGAAAGACUUAAAUCAGAGAUUAUCGCUCUUAAUAAAACCAAGGAACGAAUGCGGCCUUACCAAAGCAAUCAAGAAGAUGAGGAUCCAGACAUCAAGAAGAUUAAAAAGGUUCAGAGCUUCAUGAGAGGAUGGUUGUGUAGAAGGAAAUGGAAGACUAUUGUGCAGGAUUACAUUUGUUCUCCUCAUGCUGAAAGUAUGAGGAAGAGAAACCAGAUUGUGUUCACCAUGGUUGAAGCCGAGUCAGAGUAUGUUCACCAGCUCUACAUCCUAGUCAACGGCUUCCUCCGGCCCCUGCGGAUGGCGGCCAGCUCCAAGAAGCCUCCCAUCAGCCAUGAUGAUGUCAGCAGCAUUUUCCUCAACAGUGAAACGAUUAUGUUUCUUCAUGAAAUAUUUCACCAAGGACUGAAGGCGAGGAUAGCAAACUGGCCUACUUUGAUUUUAGCUGAUCUGUUUGAUAUUUUGCUCCCCAUGUUGAACAUUUAUCAAGAAUUUGUGCGUAAUCACCAGUACAGCCUCCAAGUGCUUGCCAAUUGUAAGCAAAACAGAGAUUUUGACAAACUCUUAAAACAGUAUGAAGCCAACCCUGCCUGUGAGGGGAGGAUGCUGGAAACGUUCCUGACAUAUCCAAUGUUUCAGAUCCCCAGGUAUAUCAUCACACUUCAUGAACUCCUAGCUCAUACACCUCAUGAGCAUGUGGAAAGGAAAAGUCUGGAGUUUGCUAAAUCGAAACUAGAGGAACUGUCCAGGAUAAUGCACGAUGAAGUGAGUGACACUGAAAACAUAAGGAAGAACCUGGCCAUAGAAAGAAUGAUCGUAGAGGGCUGCGAUAUUUUGCUGGACACCAGCCAAACUUUCAUCCGCCAAGGUUCUCUUAUUCAAGUACCUUCUGUUGAGAGGGGAAAACUUAGUAAAGUUCGCCUGGGUUCAUUGUCUUUGAAAAAGGAAGGAGAAAGACAGUGCUUCUUAUUUACAAAACACUUUUUAAUUUGUACAAGAAGUUCAGGAGGAAAGCUACAUCUGCUCAAGACAGGUGGGGUUCUCUCUCUAAUAGAAUGUACAUUGAUUGAGGAGCCCGAUGCAAGUGAUGAUGACUCUAAAGGUUCUGGGCAAGUGUUUGGACACCUGGAUUUUAAGAUAGUAGUGGAGCCUCCUGAUUCUGCCCCUUUCACUGUAGUCUUGUUAGCACCUUCACGCCAAGAGAAGGCUGCCUGGAUGAGCGACAUAAGUCAGUGUGUGGACAAUAUACGGUGUAAUGGUUUAAUGACUAUAGUAUUUGAGGAGAAUUCCAAAGUUACUGUGCCCCAUAUGAUUAAGUCUGAUGCCCGUCUUCAUAAAGAUGACACCGACAUUUGCUUCAGUAAAACACUCAACUCCUGCAAAGUGCCCCAGAUCCGCUAUGCCAGCGUGGAGCGCCUCCUGGAGCGGCUGACAGACUUACGAUUUCUCAGUAUCGAUUUCCUCAAUACCUUUCUGCACACCUAUCGUAUUUUCACUACGGCAGCUGUGGUGCUGGCAAAACUUUCUGACAUAUACAAGAGGCCUUUUACCUCCAUUCCUGUCAGGUCAUUAGAAUUGUUUUUUGCUACCAGCCAGAACAAUAGAGGUGAACAUUUGGUGGAUGGCAAAUCCCCACGCUUGUGUCGCAAAUUCUCUUCCCCCCCACCGCUGGCUGUGUCCAGGACGUCCUCCCCAGUGAGGGCCAGAAAGCUGUCCUUGACUUCUCCAUUGAACUCAAGGAUAGGAGCGUUGGACCUGACCACCUGUUCAGCAUCCAGUAGUCCUACCGCCACCCACAGCCCCGCUGCCUCCCCACCACCGCACACCGGGAAGGUACCGUUGGAUCUUAGCAGAGGCCUUCCUUCUCCAGAGCAAAGCCCGGGAUCUGUAGAAGAGCACGUGGAUAACCCCCGCAUGGAUCUGUGUAACAAGCUAAAACGAAGUAUUCAAAGAGCUGUCCUUGAGUCUGCCCCUGUGGACCGAGCUGGAGUGGAAGGUUCCCCGGUGGUGGACAGCACAGACCUUUCACCUUGCCGAUCACCCUCCACGCCUCAGCAUCUCCGCUAUCGCCAGCCUGUAGGACAGACGGCUGACAACUCCCACUGCUCUGUUUCUCCUGCUUCUGCUUUUGCAAUUGCCACGGCGGCUGCAGGACAUGGAAGUCCACCAGGAUUUAACAACACUGAGAGGACAUGCGACAAAGAGUUUAUUAUUCGGAGAACAGCCACCAAUCGAGUCCUGAAUGUCCUCCGUCACUGGGUCUCAAAGCACGCACAGGAUUUUGAACUCAACAACGAACUAAAGAUGAACGUUCUGAAUUUGCUAGAAGAAGUUUUGCGAGACCCAGACCUUCUUCCCCAGGAAAGGAAAGCCACGGCGAAUAUCCUGAGGGCCCUUUCACAAGAUGAUCAAGAUGACAUCCACCUAAAAUUAGAGGAUAUAAUUCAACUGACAGACUGUCCGAAGGCUGAGUGCUUUGAGACCUUGUCAGCCAUGGAGCUGGCUGAGCAGAUCACCCUCCUGGACCACAUCAUCUUCAGAAGCAUUCCCUAUGAAGAAUUUCUUGGGCAGGGGUGGAUGAAGCUGGAUAAAAAUGAAAGAACACCUUACAUUAUGAAAACCAGCCAACACUUCAAUGAUAUGAGUAACCUGGUGGCCUCCCAGAUAAUGAACUAUGCGGACGUCAGCUCACGGGCCAAUGCGAUAGAGAAGUGGGUGGCCGUGGCAGACAUCUGCCGAUGCCUGCACAACUACAACGGCGUGCUGGAGAUCACCUCAGCCUUAAACAGAAGUGCCAUCUACCGGCUGAAGAGAACCUGGGCCAAGGUGUCCAAGCAGACAAAAGCUCUAAUGGACAAGCUUCAGAAGACCGUUUCAUCUGAAGGAAGAUUUAAAAAUCUCAGAGAAACCCUUAAAAACUGUAACCCCCCAGCUGUUCCUUAUCUGGGGAUGUACCUGACAGACCUGGCCUUUAUUGAAGAAGGAACACCAAACUUUACUGAGGAAGGCCUCGUUAAUUUCUCCAAAAUGAGAAUGAUAUCACACAUCAUCAGAGAGAUACGCCAAUUCCAGCAGACUUGCUAUCGAAUAGACCAUCAGCCAAAGGUCACCCAGUACCUGCUCGACAAAGCCCUCAUCAUAGACGAAGACACGCUCUACGAACUGUCCCUCAAAAUCGAGCCCCGGCUCCCGGCCUGAGGCUGGGCCGCCGCACCGUGCAUGCCCCGCCCCGCGGCCUCCUGCCUCCUCGGGGCGCACCCAGACCGCCUCCAGCCUGCGAAGCCCCGGCCCUGGGCGGGAGCCGGAC
Messenger RNA from Nyctereutes procyonoides (raccoon dog), 3939 nucleotides. It is a transcript of the gene RASGRF2, whose product is annotated as Ras protein specific guanine nucleotide releasing factor 2. Gene Ontology annotation, molecular function: protein binding; guanyl-nucleotide exchange factor activity. The record is from RefSeq and is a predicted model, not a curated record. Gene Ontology annotation, biological process: positive regulation of GTPase activity; Ras protein signal transduction. Lineage: Eukaryota; Metazoa; Chordata; Mammalia; Carnivora; Canidae. The transcript has 27 exons. Bases 111 to 3830 code for a protein of 1239 amino acids. Gene Ontology annotation, cellular component: plasma membrane.